This is a messenger RNA of Sardina pilchardus (European sardine), 2271 nucleotides long. Its product is annotated as ras-related protein Rab-9A-like. Lineage: Eukaryota; Metazoa; Chordata; Actinopteri; Clupeiformes; Clupeidae. Gene Ontology annotation, biological process: retrograde transport, endosome to Golgi; Rab protein signal transduction. Gene Ontology annotation, cellular component: lysosome; phagocytic vesicle; late endosome. The coding region runs from base 266 to 871 and encodes 201 amino acids. The record is from RefSeq and is a predicted model, not a curated record. The transcript is spliced from 2 exons. Gene Ontology annotation, molecular function: GTP binding; GTPase activity.
UUUAUUUCGUUAUUUAGUUUGUCGAGCAAAUUGUAAAGUAUUGUCGGGUUGUGUAAGAUGCUGUGUCAUUCACCAAGAUAAGAAAAGAAAAGAUGGUUUAGAUUGAUGUGGGGUAGCCUAACCAGUAGGCUAUAUUUAUCGUUGCGAUACUUUGCGAUUUAACUUUUCUAUCUGGAAUAUCUGUAGUUAUGUUGAACUCGCCACCAACCGACUUGACAACCGGGAAAAUGGCUGAAAUUGUGGAGAAAUUGGGUGUGUGUGCACCAUGACCUCCAAGUCCUCCCUACUGAAGGUCAUCCUGCUGGGGGACGGCGGCGUGGGCAAGUCCUCCCUGAUGAACCGCUACGUGGCCGACAAAUUCGACACGCACCUCUUCCACACCAUCGGCGUGGAGUUCCUCAACAAGGAGCUGGAGGUGGACGGGCGCACGGUCACCUUGCAGAUCUGGGACACGGCGGGCCAGGAGCGCUUCCGCAGCCUGAGGACGCCGUUCUACCGCGGCUCCGACUGCUGCCUCCUGGCCUUCAGCGUGGACGACAGCCAGAGCUUCCUGAACCUGGCCAACUGGCGGAAGGAGUUUGCCUACUACGCGGACGUGCGCGAGCCCGACCGCUUCCCGUUCGUCGUCCUGGGCAACAAGGUGGACGUGCCCGAGCGGCAGGUGUCGGCGGACGAGGCCCAGCGCUGGUGCCGCGACAACGGCGGGCACCCGUACUUCGAGACCAGCGCCAAGGACGCCACCAACGUGACGGCGGCCUUCGAGGAGGCCGUGCGGCGCGUGCUGGCGUCCGAGGAGAGGGCAGAGCAUCUGCUGCCGGCCGACACGGUGGACCUGCGCAGGAAGACGCGCUCCAGCCCCCUCUGCUGCUGAGGAGAGGAACUGCACUGUCAAGACAGCUGCGGAGAGAGGACUGUCAGAAUACUGUAAUCUGAAAACAUGCACGGACCAGAGCCAUAGAAAGAGAGAGUUGCGACACUCUUUGAUGUUGCCGCCACACGAUCAAAAGUUCCAAAAAAACCUACGCUGAAUGGCUGAAUCGCUUCUGGAUGCUGGAGGGUGAAAUCAAUGAACUCAUUGACUACUGACCAAGAGAUUGGCUGUUAAUAGUUCCAAAAGUCCCAUAACGCGGAAAUAGCCUGGAAAAAGCGCUGCCAUCUUUUCCUAUGGAGGUCUAUGGGAGUGUCGCCACUCUGUUUGAUCUAGGCCUACCGCUCUGGGACGGACUACAACUGACGUGAAAGCUGAUGAAAGGGCAUGCUGUGGAGCUUUGGCCUACAGCUGUCACCCUCAGAGGGCUCGGCUGUUAGAUCUGUAAUGUGUUUUCAUACGGCUCCACCGUGCCAAGGAGGAACACACUGAAUCACACACACCAAGUUAACAAAUGUGUAGAUGCAGACACCUGGCCCUUGGGUUCUUUCUGAAGAACUAAAUGCGCUCACAUGUCAAGACAGAAUCUCUCUCUCUUUCUCUCUAUCUCUCUCUCUCUCUCUCAAACACUCUAUAUACACACAACACACAAUGUUUUUGCCUGUGUCUCUGUAGGCUUAGCUUACAUGAUGCCACAUGCACUCCUACACAGUAUGUUAAAUAUCUGAGGUUGUGUCCUUUUGAAGGAUGAGAAAGAAAUAUGAGACAUACAGUAAAUUACUUUAUUUUGUAUGCUAUUUUGAUCCAGUGGAAAACAAAACAUCUUGUUUUUGAAUAACAGUGUUGCAUGCAUGGGGUGUAUGCUGUAAUCAAAGAUGCUACUAAUGCAAGAGCAAUACUUGCAUGGAACCUGCAGUAGGCUACAGUAGGUCACUUCUGUGCAAAUGCAUGUUACAGAUGUUUAACUCUGGUUGUUGAUAUUUGAGCUCAACAGCCAGUCAAAUUACACCCUUCCCCUCUGUGCUCCUGAAGUAACAUGUUGAUUGGCUGGAAUUGUUUUUAGCUCAGUCUAAACCACCAUGUUUGCUUUCCCUGAACAGCAUUCACAGAGCCAGGGCACUAAACAGACACUGGAGCUCUUGGAGCGUAUACACUGGAUGGACAGUUAUAUGGAGCCACUUGGGGGGGCACUGCUACAGUACACUCCAUUAACAAGAGCCCCUAAGGCCUCCAUAAAGCUGAAAACUGUGAUGAGAAAUAUGACAAUGUAUUUGAUUAGAAUCAUGGACCGCACCUUUAGUCUACCUAUUGUACAGUAAUGUAUGUAUGUAUGUGCAUUGUAAUAAUUAACAGUUAGGCUAUACAAUAAACAAUCAGUAAUGUGGUUAUUAAAGAUCAAGACU